Messenger RNA from Lactuca saligna, 297 nucleotides. The record is from the annotation of a GenBank genome assembly. NCBI's taxonomy places the organism in Eukaryota, Viridiplantae, Streptophyta, Magnoliopsida, Asterales, Asteraceae.
AUGUUUAUAAUCAUCUCGCUACUAUCCACGCUCUUCUGUACCGAUGAUUUCCUACUCUUCAAUGGAGAAACCAAUCUACUCGCCAAUCGAGACGGUGAAAAAGUCCUCCGCAGCUUUGCCGCCGUCGAUACCUUCUUAAGAGCCAAUCUAGUCACCAACCUCGAUGGCAAAAACGACCUCCCCAGCUUUGCUGACGUGGAGAUGUUCUUAGACGAUGACAUCGCUUUCCUCUUCGCGCUGGCCGUUUUGGGUCUGGUUGGAGAUACAGAAAGUGGUGGACUGCGAAUAUUUACUUGA